Glycine soja is the source of this 1062-nucleotide messenger RNA. Its product is annotated as protein N-lysine methyltransferase METTL21A-like. The record is from RefSeq and is a predicted model, not a curated record. NCBI's taxonomy places the organism in Eukaryota, Viridiplantae, Streptophyta, Magnoliopsida, Fabales, Fabaceae.
AUGGCCAACAACAAUGAAGAAGAGGAAGAGGAAGUAGUGGUGCAAAUGGUCAAGUUGGGUUCUUACGGUGGUGAGGUCCGGUUGGUGGUUGGUGAUGAGGAAUCUGUUGCAGAGGAGACCAUGCUGCUUUGGGGUGUUCAGGAACCCACACUUUCCAAACCCAAAGCCUUUGUCUCUCAAGCUUCCUUGCAACUCUCACUCGACUCUUGUGGCCACUCUCUCUCCAUUCUUCAAUCCCCUUCCACUUUGGGGACGCCUGGAGUUACUGGAGGAGUGAGGUGGGACAGUGGAGUUGUAUUGGGGAAGUUUCUAGAGCAUUCUGUUGACUCAGGGAUGCUUGUUUUCCAGGGAAACAAUAUUGUUGAAUUGGGAUCUGGUUGUGGAUGGGUUGGGUUAGUAAAAUUGCAAUCUCAUUCUAGUCUUAUUUUGUCCUCCUUAGUUACAUUGCAGGCCUUUUGGAUGGUGAGGUCAUUGUUUUUCUCUACGGGUUCUGUAACCUCCACUGAACUCACAUGGGGAGAAGAUCCUGACUCAGAAUCAUAACUCAUUGACCCCACACCGGAUUUCGUGCUAGGAUCUGAUGUAGUGUACAGUGAGGGGGAUGUUUUGGAUCUGCUAGAGACCCUUGUGCAGCUCUCUGGACCUAAUACAACAAUUUUUUUGGCGGGAGAACUCCGAAAUGAUGCCAUUCUUGAGUAUUUCUUAGAAGCUGCAACGGAUAAUUUCACUAUCGGCCGCUUGGAUCAAAAGCUCUGGCACCCUGAUAAUUGCAGCAAUCGUGUUGUUCGUUAUGUUCUACUGAAGAAAUGAUUCAUCAAGAAUUUAACUAUACUUUCUUUGUUAGCCCUCAAGUAUUUUGUUAUUUUCUGUCCAUGUCAGUUUGGUUUGGUUUGAUGACUUCCAAACAAAAAUUUGCGAUAUUGUGCAUUUUAAUAGGAUAGAAUGCUGAAGUUUUGGCUGGGAAUUGGAACUCUGUUCACCAAGACUUAGCUAAGCUGUGUUAAUGGCUUUUUAGGAUGCGUUUGAAAAACAAUAUUUAAAUCAUGCACUAUUUUUUUAGUA